GGAAGCGGAGCGGGAGCGGGAGGCGGAGCCGGGGGAGCUGCUCGCGUAGCUCCCCCUGGCCCCAAGGCCCAGCUGCUCGAGGGGGAGGAGUUACCGCCGCUCUUCGGCACCAGGACGUCCCACGAUGGCUGUGACUUAAAACCCUCAGGAAGCCCUGGGGUCAUGGCCCAGAAGCAUCCGGGAGUAGGAGGGUUGUGUGGAGCCCGCCACGGUGGUGAUACCUCCCUCAGGACUUUAGGACCCUCCGCGGACCCUGAAAUACUUGCAUUCUCAGGACUCAGGGACUCAGCAGGAACUGCUCCUAAUGGUACCCGCUGCCUCGCAGAACACUCUGGUCCUAAGUACACACAGCUCCCAAAUCCGGCCCAUUGGUCAGAUCCAAGCCAUGGCCCCCCAAGGGGCCCAGGACCACCUAGGGAAGGAGAAGACCCUGAUCAGAGUGAGGCAUCUUCAGAAGAGGAGUCAGGAGUGGACCAGGAACUCUCAAAGAGUGAGGGUGGGUACCAUGAGGAUGGGAACCCUUUUCUUUCCAUUCCAUCUGCUUGUAACUGCCAGGCAACCCCUGGAAUUCCACAAGGGCCUUACUCUGAGGGAGGAGAUGGCUCUUCUACCAACUUUUGCCACCAAUGUACCUCUCCGGCCUUGGGGGAAGAUGAAUUGGAAGAGGAAUAUGACAAUGAGGAACCUCUUAAAUUUCCAAGUGAAUUUUCACGAGUGUCCAGCGGAAAGAAACCUCUAUCCCGGAGACAGCGGCACCGCUUUCUGACCAAGGAGGAUAAUCGAGAGGGUGGACGCAGAGAUCCCAGGUCCCCUGGUCGACAUCGGCUGGGCCGGAAACGGAGUCAUACAGAUAAGCGCAGAGGCCUGGGGUUAUGGGGAGCAGAAGAACUAUGUCAGCUUGGACGGGCAGGUUUCUGGUGGUUGAUUGAACUGCUGGUGUUGGUGGGAGAGUACGUGGAAGCUUGUGGCCAUCUCAUCUAUGCAUGCAGGCAGCUGAAAGGCGGUGAUCUGGACCUUUUCCGAGUUUGGGUGGGAGCCUGGGCAGGGCGGCUGGGCGGCUGGGUCCAGGUAGUGUUCCAAUUUCUAAACCAGGGAUUUUACUAUGGGGCAGGGCUGUUCACCCGUUUUCUUAGGCUAAUGGGUGCUUUGCUGCUCCUGGGUCUGGCCCUCUUUUUGGGCUGUCUCCAGUUGGGCUGGCAGUUUCUGGUGGGCCUGGGUGACCGGUUCGGCUGGAGGGAUAAGGCCACCUGGCUGUUUUCUUGGCUGGAUUCUCCUACCUUGCAGCGUUGCUUGACUAUGGUGAGAGACAGCAGGCCAUGGCAGCAGCUGGUAAGGAUAGUUCAGCGGGGUUGGCUGGAGUUGCCUUGGUUCAAGCAGAGGACUAGUAGCCAGGGGAAUGCACCUGUAGCUAGCGGGCGCUACUGCCAGCCGGAAGAGGAAGUGGCUCGACUCUUGACCAUGGCUGGGGUUCCUGAGGAUGAGCUAAACCCUUUCCAUGUGCUGGGGGUUGAAGCCACAGCAUCAGAUACUGAACUAAAGAAGGCCUAUAGGCAGCUGGCAGUGAUGGUUCAUCCUGAUAAAAACCAUCAUCCCCGGGCUGAGGAGGCCUUCAAGGUUUUAAGGGCAGCUUGGGACAUUGUCAGCAACCCUGAAAGGCGGAAAGAAUAUGAGAUGAAGCGAAUGGCAGAGAAUGAGCUGAGCCGGUCGGUGAAUGAGUUUCUGUCUAAGUUGCAAGAUGACCUCAAGGAAGCAAUGAAUACUAUGAUGUGUAGUCGGUGCCAAGGGAAGCAUCGGAGGUUUGAGAUGGACCGUGAACCUAAGAGUGCCAGAUACUGUGCUGAGUGUAACAGGCUGCAUCCCGCUCAGGAAGGAGACUUUUGGGCAGAGUCAAGCAUGUUGGGGCUCAAGAUUACCUACUUUGCACUAAUGGAUGGAAAGGUCUAUGACAUCACAGAGUGGGCUGGAUGUCAACGUGUGAGAAUCUCCCCUGAUACCCACAAAGUUCCCUAUCACAUCUCAUUUGGCUCUCGGAUCCCGGGCACCAGUGGUCGGCAGAGAGCCCCCUCAGACGCCUCUCCUGCUGACCUUCAGGAUUUCUUGAGCCGGAUCUUUCAAGUACCCCCAGGCCAGAUGUCCAAAGGGAACUUCUUUGCAGCUCCUCAGCCUGACUCUGGGGGCACUGCAGCCUCCAAGCCCAGCAGCACAGUACCCAAGGGAGAAACCAAACCCAAGCGGAGGAAGAAAGUGAGGCGGCCCUUCCAGCGUUGACUCCCCUUCUCUACUUUCCUCCGAUCAAUGUCAGGGAGUCAAAAGGGCUGUGUAUAGCACAGGAUGGAGUUUGACUUGUUUAUUUUUAAAGAUUUUAAAAAGGGAAAAUUUUAAGCUUAAAUUGUUCACUAGUACUUAUAGGAGGCCCCUGAACCACUAUCCCUCCAACCGAAGCACCCAGGAACUGAAUCUUGUCUUCUGACAAUACCAAAGAAAUAGGGAUGGCUAGAUCAAACCUGGGGCCCAGAACUGGGUUGGACAAUAUGUCCCCGAGGGGUGGGAAGUGAGUAUUUCUCUGGGGUUGGUAUGCCUUUGUCUCGUCAUUUGCCUUUAGAGCCGAUGAUCCCCCACCCUUUUAAACCACGAGUCUUAUUUCUUGGUCCAUUUUAGGGAGGAGUCUCCAUCAGCCCGGUAACACUAGUUAAAAGACAGAACAAGGAAGCAUGUAGCCCUGAUUUUCCAGAGGCACAGAGUUCACAGAGCAGAAACAAUGAAUUUUUCUUGACUUUCACCUUGUGGGUAAAUCACCCAACUUCAGGCUUGUUGUUGCAAGAAUGGCCAAAAUUAGUAAUUUUUAAAAAGCAGACUCAUGCCCUCUGCCCUUGGGUAAGGGAGAAUGACAGGGGAGUUCUCACAAGCCUCCUUGUUAUCCAAGGGUUUGUAUUUUUUUAAGUUUGUUCAUAUUUUUAUGUACAUAGCUAUUUAAAGCCAGGGGAUUAUCUUUCUAUAAACGUAUAACUGGCAACCUGUA
Chinchilla lanigera (long-tailed chinchilla) is the source of this 3019-nucleotide messenger RNA. RefSeq names its product DnaJ (Hsp40) homolog, subfamily C, member 14 (gene Dnajc14). The record is from RefSeq and is a predicted model, not a curated record. Bases 163 to 2268 code for a protein of 701 amino acids. NCBI's taxonomy places the organism in Eukaryota, Metazoa, Chordata, Mammalia, Rodentia, Chinchillidae. Gene Ontology annotation, molecular function: dopamine receptor binding. The transcript is spliced from 7 exons.